GCGAAAUGCUGUGUCUCAUCCGAAUUGUGUUUUUAUUCGCAUCGGAUCAUUGAAAAGAGCUAUCAUCAUCUUCACUUUCGUGGAAGGCAUUGAAACCCGCGCAUCAUAUCAAACCAUAUUCAUUGUACUUCUGCCCCUCUUCGUUCGUGAGCAGGGGUCUCAAAGCCCGCUGGUAUCGAAGAUGGCCACACAGCAGACAGACACGGAAAAGACCUUCAGGGCAUACACCAAGGACCAAGGCCACAACUAUGCUCAGAACCGCCUGAAGUACAGUCUAGGCCUCUACAAAGACAUCAUCUCGCAUCACACGUCCACGGGCGGAAAGCUCGAGACUGCGGUGGACUUGGGAUGUGGUCCCGGCACCGCCACCUUCGCCAUUGCGCCAAGUUUCAGCAACACGAUCGGUCUGGACCCAUCGGAGGGCAUGAUCAGCGCCGCGCGAUCGUUCUUGAGCUCGGAAGAUGUCAAGGGCAAGCUCAGAUUCGAGGUAUCGACGGCUGAGGACAUCGACCCUGCCCUCGUACCGGGCGGGAGCGUGGACCUCAUCACAGCAGCUACAUGCGCCCACUGGUUUGAUAUGCCGCGUUUCUGGGCAUCUGCAGCCCGUGUCCUCCGUCCGGGCGGGACGGUGGCGAUGUGGUGCUCAAAGGCAAAUACAAUCCACCCAUCCACCCCGAAUGCAGCAGCUAUCAAUGAGGCCACGGGCAAGAUAGAGCAGGAGGAGUUGGCACCCUUCUUCGGGGAGGGCAACUGGCUGACCCGGAACCUGUACUCGACCAUCGGGCUGCCGUGGACGGUCAGUCCUGCGGUGCCAGAAUUUGAGGAGGCCACGUUCUAUCGGAAGGAGUGGGGUGUUGACGGGAAUGACGAGUCUUUCUUCGAGAACGGAAAGAUGGUGUUCGACCUGGACACACUGGAAAAGUUGUUGGGUACUGCUAGCCCAGUCGCGAGGUGGCGGGAGGCCCACCCGGAGUUGGUUGGUACAGAAGACGAUGUCAUCCGGAAGAUGCGCAGGACGAUAGAAAGACUCCUACGUGAGGCUGGGGUUGAGGAGGGCAAGGAGAUGGUCCGAGGCGGAGAGGCUGGGGUGUUACUCAUGGUCAAGAAGAGAGCAUGAUCAGCGCGAGCAUAUUAAUGCACAUGUUCUUACUACUAGUACAUCAGGUAGUCUUUUUGAUGCAAGAGCUUGAGUGACAUAAUUUUCACAUCUUGCACUGAGGAAAUUCAACUCAACUGAGAAUCGACUUGACCUGUUUUAUAGACUGCUUAGGUAGUCCUCAAUUGCUCUCACUUGCAUGCAG
Molecule: messenger RNA, 1301 nt
Organism: Diaporthe batatas
Lineage: Eukaryota; Fungi; Ascomycota; Sordariomycetes; Diaporthales; Diaporthaceae
Exons: 2
Coding region: 182-1117 (311 amino acids)
Molecular function (GO): S-adenosylmethionine-dependent methyltransferase activity
Source: RefSeq, a predicted model, not a curated record